AUGAUUUUUGGAGAGAAAAUGAAGGCGACAAAGACUCUACAGCAUUGGCUGUUUGAGAAGAACAAAAUGCUGCAGCCAUCGGCUGAACAGAUUCACGUGGUAGUAGUGGUUCCAAAGCAGAAACAACAGUUGCGAGUUGAUAACUUCCAUGAUUCAGGAUCGCGAUUAGAAAAUCUAAUAGAUGAUAUAGAGUAUUAUCGAAAGAACAAUAUGAUGUCCGCCUCUAGUGGGAAAUUGGGUCAACUCGAGCUUUCAAGACUGCAUAAACGACGACGGAUCAUCGAUUUUGCACCAGUGGCAAGCGCAGAAGCAUUUUGGUCGGAGGAAAUUCAGACUCAAGCCAAUGCCAUCAGCGAUGAGGCUGUAUUUGACGCAUUUAUUACUCCGUUUUUCAGCAACGUGAACUGCGGAAUGGUAUUCGUCAACUGUGAGUUAUCAAUGGCUGUCUCAAUCUUCACUUGUGUCUAA
Peronospora belbahrii is the source of this 468-nucleotide messenger RNA. Lineage: Eukaryota; Oomycota; Peronosporomycetes; Peronosporales; Peronosporaceae. The record is from the annotation of a GenBank genome assembly.